CAGAUUCAAUGUGCAUGAUCUGAAGCCCCUUCUAAUCAAGAGCAUUUUGUGGGACUUGUCCAAUCCUGUGUGUUAUCAGGGAGGAGGAGGGUGGGCUUUCACUGUUACUUCUUUUCUUCUAAGUCCUCUUUUUUUUCCAUUUGGCUGGAAUUUAAUCUCAUACUUCAGAGUCGCAGGUUGCUCUGCUGUGCAGAAACUGAGGAUCCCAAGCAGGCUCAACUCCGGAGAACCAAGAAAUGUUACUGUUAUCAUUCAGGGAUAUAGCCAUUGAUUUUACUGAAGAGGAAUGGGAAUGCCUUCAACCUGUGCAGAAAAACUUAUAUAAAGAUGUGAUGUUAGAGAACUAUAGAAACUUUGCCUUCCUUGCCAUGACUCCACAUGAUACCCAAGAAUAUUCACCAGAGAAGGGCAUAAAACAUAUAUUUCACAAAUUGAUAAAUGGGAAAUAUAGAAGUUGUGAUCUUGACUAUUUACAACAAAAGAAAAUAUGGAAAACCACAAGUGAGAGUGAACACCAGAAAUCAUAUAAAAAAUCAGGCCUUGUUCACCACCAGAGAAUUUAUACUGGAGAGAAGCCCUACAAAUAUAAACAAUGUGGCAAAGCUUUUAGUAAAAUAAAUGAUCUUAUUAACCACAGAGUAACCCACACUGGACAGAUGCCCUACCAAUGGGCAGAAUGUGAUAAAGUUUAUAAAGAAAAAUCAAUCUUUAUUAAGCAAAGCAGAAAUCACACUGAAGAGAAGCCCUACAAAUGUGAAGAAUAUGGUAAAGUUUUUAGUCAAAAAUUAAACAUUAUUUACCAAAGAAGAAUUCACACUGGAGAAAAGCUCUACAAAUGUAGAGAAUGUGGCAAAGCUUUUAGUCAAAAAACAGACCUUAUUCACCACAGCAGAACUCACACUGGAGAGAAGCCCUACAAAUGUAAAGAAUGUGGCAAAGAUUUCAGUCAUAAAUCACUCCUUAUUCGCCACAGAAGAACUCACACUGGAGAGAAGCCCUACAAAUGUAAAGAAUGUAGCAAUGCUUUUAGUCAAAAAUCAGACCUUAUUCACCACAGCAGAACUCACAGUGGAGAGAAGCCCUACAAAUGUAAAGAAUGUGGCAAAGCUUUCAGUAGAAAAGUAGGACUUACUUACCACAGCAGAACUCACACUGGAGAGAAGCCCUACAAAUGUAAAGAUUGUGGCAAAGCUUUCAGAAUAAAAGAAGGACUUACUUACCACAGGAGAACUCACACUGGAGAGAAGCCGUACAAAUGUAAAGAAUGUGGCAAAGCUUUCAGUAAAAAAUCAGACCUUAUUUGCCACAGCAGAACUCACACUGGAGAGAAGCCCUACAAAUGUAAAGAAUGUGGCAAAGCUUUCAGUCAAAAAGCACACCUUAUUUGCCACAGUAGAACUCACACUGGAGAGAAGCCCUACAAAUGUAAAGAAUGUGGCAAAGCUUUCAGUCGAAAAUCACACCUUAUUUGCCACAGUAGAACUCACACUGGAGAGAAGCCCUACAAAUGUAAAGAAUGUGGCAAAGCUUUCAGUCGAAAAUCACACCUUAUUUGCCACAGUAGAACUCACACUGGAGAGAAACCCUACAAAUGUAAAGAAUGUGGCAAAGCUUUCAGUCGAAAAUCAAACCUUAUUCGCCACAGCAGAAUUCACACUGGAGAGAAGCCGUACCAAUGCAAAGAAUGUGGCAGCUUUCAGUCUAAAAUCACACCUUAUUUGCCACAGAGAAUUCACACUCGAAAGAAGCCCUACAAAUGUAAGGAAUGUGGCAAAGCUUUUAGAAUAAAACAGGCAUUAUUCACCAUAGAAGAACUCACUCUGGAGAAAUAGUCCUAAAAAUGUGAAUAAAGUGGCAAAACUUUUAAUAAAAAAUAAAACUUUAUUCACCACAGCAGAAGACACAAUGGUGAAUAUGAAAUGUAAAUAAAGUGAUAAUACUUUUAAAGAAAAACUAAACCUCAUUAACAACAGAAUUUAUAAAGGAAAGAACCCCUAUGAAUGAAAACAAUGUAUCAAAGCUUUUAAUAAGAAAUCAUUUCUUUUUCACCACUAGGCUAUUUAUUCUGAAAAGAAGACAUAUAAAUAUAGAGAAUGUAGAAAUAUUUUAAAUUAUAUGUUGUACAUUACUAGAAAUCAGAUAAAAUAUGCUGGAGUGAAGCUUUAUAAAUGAGACGAUUGAACCAUUCCUCUAAGAAAGGGUAAAAAUUUAAUCGCCACCACAAUAAUCUUAGCAGAGAGAAAGUUUUGAAAUGUGAAAAUUGACAAUGUGACAAUGCCUCCAAAAUGUAUUCACCAAUACUCAGCACCUGUGGAUACAUACUGGUAAGAGAGAAAACAAAUGGGGGAUAAAACAUUUCAUUGCCACAUGUUUCUUAAACACUACUGAUUGGUGUAGAAUUCACUGUCCCCAGAAACUCUAAAAUGUUAAAUAAUAUUUCCAAAACUUAAUCAAAUUUUAAAUUCAUUGAACAUCUGAAAACUCAUACCAGUAGUGAACAUUGAAAAUAUUUUGUACAAAAUAUAUGCCUUAUACAACAACUAAACAUUUAUAGUAAACACCCUGACAAAUAUGAGAGUAAAAUCAUUAUCUAUACAUUAAACCUUGAUAUAUAUGAGUAUCAGUAAAAGACACAACUCAUUUAAAUAUAGAAUAUAAGUAGUUGUGUUUAACUUUUGUUUAAAUUUAUUAAGCAUUAUCAAAUUAUUUGGUAGUAAUAUCAGUCAUAAAUAUCAUACAUGCAUGGUGCAGAAACCUUAUCUUUGAAAGCAUAUAAUUUUCUUCUAAAUAAAGUAUUACUAUUUUCACUUUUAAAUAUUAGAGAAAAGAGUUAUAAGAGAUCUAUCUUUUGAUGUUUAACACUGAAUUGUAAUACUUUGCACUUUAUUUUUUUUGUAUUGCAGUUUAAAUUUAAGGAUUUUUAAACACUGAGCCACAUUCCUAAGCCCUCUCCCCACUAUUUCAAAUUCUGGGACUGGUCUUGCCAAGUUGCUUGAAAUCACACUAAGUUUCUGAGGCUGAGUUUAAACUUCUGAAAAUACUCAGCAUCCCAAUUUGCUUGGAUUACAAGCAAGGACCAUCAUGCUCACUUUACAGUGCAUUUUUUUUACCUAUAUUUACCUUAUGUAUGCAAUAUGUCUUUAUAACUGAAUAUUUGUUUAUAUGUUAACACUCAUGUAUUGCAUCAUGUCAAAGUGUUCCACUUGACUAAAUUAUUUAUGCAACAGUAAAACAUACUAUUGAAUAAAUAAUACUCUAGCAUCUCUCAAUACUUUUACACAUUUUAAUAAAACUUAAUAUGGAAUAUAAUUGCAUAAGUCAGAUCAUUAUAAUUUUCUCUGUUUGUAUUUACAGUGAAAUUAAGUGUUCUAUGAAGGACAUAGAUAUAAAAAAAGCCCCAGAUUUUCAUAUCUUGAAUUACAAAUUUUAACAUUUUAACAAUUCCUAAUGAUUUGAAGAGACUGAAUUUCCACAAAUGUAAAGAUAGCUCUUGUGGAGAGAAGAGCUUUAUCUUUCUUGUGUGUGCAUAAUGGCCUUCUAGACUUCAGCCUCAUUGGGGCCAUUUCAUUUUUCUGUGAAUGAAUGUUUUGUUUUCUAUGAUCAGUGUUUUCAUGUACUUUAGUAAAUUCUGACAUCACUGCUAUUCUAUGGGUAGUAUUGUAUCAAGGCAGGAAUAAUCAAUGAGCUAUGUUUCAUAGUCUUAUUUUCUAUGGACCAGUUAGUAAGGUAAACUGAGAAGGUUGUAUGUAAAGAUUAAGUUUCUUAUCAUAAAAUGUUGUCUUACCAGUUACAAUAGGAUAAAGGCUUCUUAUUCAUGGAAUCCAUAAAAAAUCAUAUUGAAUAUCAUUCAAAAAUUUAUUGAUAUUACAUAUAAUUCAUGAAGAACUGAGUUUACAACAACAUAUGGUUAAGAAUAAGGUCUGGUGACAUUUUACACUCUCUAAUAUAGACAUUUAUAACAAUUUAAUUAUACAUGAAACUACACUAAAUGAAAGAAAAGUCAAUGGGGUCAACACACAAUAGCAUACAAAUAAAAUCUUGUAAAGACGUAAGCAAAAGACCAAUAGUGGAUUAAGUGUGGCUUCCAAAUGCUAGGGGGGGAAUGGAUAUAUAAUCAGAGGUAAUUGAAGAAAGAUAUGUUACUAACUUUGAGUUAGGACAGCAUUUGAAAGAAAAAGAGUCCCUACAAAAUUAACAAUGAUUAUUAACUUUCAUUUGUAUGCUUUGUAAUAUAUUCCAAAAGACUUCUACAUGUUUUAUUUCAGUCAAAUUGGGAAACAAUACAGAAAUUUAAAAAAGACAAAUAUUGCUCCUCUGGUUUUAAAAGCAAGAAAAAGAAUAGAGAGAGAUUUACUGAGCUAGAAAAAUUUAGUAGUUAGAGGUAAAAAAAAAAUAACUGAGAUUUCCAGAGUCUCAGUAUAAUCAGUAUUUCAGCCAUCCCUGGCUGCACAGGGCAUUUUUGCUUAACAAAAAAUUUGUUCACUUAUGUACUGUUCUGAAUAUGUAGUAAGAUCCCUAGUAAUCCAAUACCGAUGGUGUAAGAGAAAUUUUGAAAUUUUUGGAACAGCACCCUCAAAACUAUGUCAAGACUGACUCCAGAAAAUCUCUGUUCACAGUACCAUAUUUCAGAGUUAUGCUUGUCCUCAGUUCAGGAAGAUGAAGGACAUGACCACUUAUUUUUAUGCUACAGGUGAAAGAUACAUUUUUUACCAAUAUUUCUCCUGAGACAUAAAAAAAAAAACUACAUAGAAACUGUCCUGAGUGAGGACAGGGAGAUUUAACCAGAAAGUGAAUUGGGGGAUUCCAUUAUUAUAGAUGUAAUUUUCUCAACAUCUUUUCAAUGUACCUAACCCAGUAUUGAUACCAAAAUUAAUGAACAACCUCUUCUCAUGCUGAAUGUGCAUGAGGCUACUAUAUAACAUGAAAACAAUUGCAAAUGUGUCAGAGAUGCAUUUUAUAAUAUUAGUUGAAAAUUCAAUUGAUUGAUCAUUAUCACACUGUGUUUGACCCCAGCAAAUACCUUCUCAGUGUGCAAGAAAAAUGGGAAAAACUUUAAAAAAUCAAGAAAAUCCAUGUUAAAGAAUAACAACUAUUUUUUUAAUAAGGAAGUGGUCAAUGUCUUUUUGAAACAACAUGACAAUAAACUUUCCCCUAUCACAUAAAGGAAAGCCACAAUUCUGUUAAACUUCUUCAUUUUAUUCUUUGAAUAUGCCAAGUAUUUGGCAAACUGCCACAUACAUAUAUUGUUUUAAUUUCAGUGGUGUAAUUAUAUCUGGUUUUCUCUAAAUUGCUACUUAUUUAAUGCAAAUUUGUUGAGAAAUUAAUUCUGCAUUAGCUGAGUAGUGAAAGGUAGUGAGGAAUUGAAGUCAUUGAAAGCUCUAUGAUUUGCAAUCUCAGAAUGGUGGGAGGAAGCUGUAUAUAAUCAUGAGAAACAUUGAGUACUAUUAAUUUGUUCCAAAUAUUUAUUUACCUUAGUAUCCACUUUUCACCUAAAUUAUUGCUUUUAAAUGGAGCUGACUAUUAAAUAUCAUAGGAAAGGCCAUCAGAGCAAUCCAAAGAAUGAUGUUUUUUAAAAAAGCAAUCAAAUCAUAAACAUCUGGUUGAAACAAGAACUGGCCCACUGUUGGAUCUUAGCUUUUGACUUUAACAAAUUUCCUUCUAUCUUUCUUUUGAUGAUGACUAAAAGGUACUUCUAUUAAGAGCAUGACCAGAACAAUUUAUGGCAAUUUGUUUUUCUAAAACAUAUAUAAAAUUGACUUGCUAACUCAGAAUAGAACUUAAUGAGCAUAUCAUGUUAUGGUUAAAAAAAAGUAUAACUACUCAACAUGAAGAUUGGUCUUUUGAAAAAAACAAUGUGAGCGUGAAGACCAAUUUGGAAAGUUAGUAUUGAAUAUUUUAUAUAAAAGGAAAGGCAGUAAUAUUUAAAAACGUUUUGAUUAUUAGAUGCAUGUAAAAAUUAAAAGGGAGUGUCCAGGCCUGAUGUGGUGGUACAUACCUGUAUUCUCAAAAAUCAUAGAGUCUGAGGGAGAAUAAUCACAACUUCAAGGCCAGCCUUGGAAACUGAGACCAGGUAUCAAAGCAAAAUAUUGAAGAAUUGUGAAUAUAUAUGAAUGAAAAUUCACCCCUGGGUUCAAUCACCCGGACUCUAUAAAACAGUAGUUUCCAAAAUUUACACCCAAAUCAGCAGCCUCUGCAACUAUGUAAAGUUCUAAAAGGAAACUAAAUUUAGCCAUAUCUACUACUAGUUGUAUGAUAUUGACCAUAAUUUUGAAAUAUAUACAUAGAAGACCCUUCACAAUGUUUUAGGGUUCCCAUUAUUUUUCCAAUUGCAAUGAGAGAGGGAGGAAAAGCAAUUUAGCUCAUGGGCCCACUUCUUUCUCUUCAGGCCUAAUGAGUCAAAUAUUAAAAGGCUUUAGUGUUUAUUGAUUAUUAUUUACAUAAUCAUAAUGAUAUGUGUUCUGUGAUUUCUUGCUUAAUCUACAUUGGAAACUUUAUUAUUUCUGAGUAUCAGCAUCUGUACAGACCACCACACCUCACUCUAUUUUUUAAUAGUUACAAGUCCCUAUGUUCAUGCUUCAUCAGUUAGUUAUUCUCUUUUAAAAAUAAUUAUGUGUUGCAUUCUUUGUCUACAGAAAAUUUAUGAAGGUUAAAAACCAGUAAGCAUUUUCACAAAUUUGACUUUAAAAUAGUUUUCAUCACAAAACACACACCAGAAGUAAGAAUGAUUUCUUUCUCUAAUUUAUUAGCCUUUCUGACAUCCAGUAUCAGGACAUGAAUGCUGCUAAUGGAGGGAUGUCCUUACCAUCAAGAACAAUCAAUACUACUUUCUUCUAUCCCAUUAAAUGUUACAAAAAGUGCACAUUUUACUGUUUUUCAUAUGCAGAACUUGACUUUCCAUUUUUUGUGUUUAGUGGGUUUUUACUUUCUUUUUCAUCACUUUGUUUUUCCAGUAUUUUCUAAUUUUCAUUUUUUUGUGUGUGGUGAAAAAAAAAUAGGUCACUAGAAUCUUCUAACUUUUGCUACAUUCCAUCAAUUGAUUACUUACUAGCUUAAGAAUCAUUUUAAAGGUAGGACUGAGGUAUGCUAAAAAAACUAUUUUCAAGGUCUACUGCAGAAUCAGCAUAACUUUCUUGAGCUCUGUAGUUAGAGCCACUAUUUCUGUCCACAAACUCUGCUCCCUUUGUUUUAUUUUUCUUCUAUAUUUAGUAACCCUCUUUGUAAUGAGGCACAGAAAAUCGCUUUUUAGAAUUUUAUCAUUUAUGAAGAUCUAUUUUUAUUUAUCAUUGAUGGACAGUCUGCUUCAGUUUAGAAUACCAGGUUGAAUACAAUUUUUCCUUUAAAUCUUGAGGUUAUUCUGUAUGUAUCAUCUAUAGCCCAUCAUUAAUGAUAAAUACUUGGGUUCUAUUCUUGCUUUAUUGAAACUGACUAUAGAUUUUCUUUACAGGAUAUUCUCUUUGUUUUAAGCUUAGCUACUUGAGAAAUUCUGUAGAUAUAUUUAGCAUGUUUAAAUUUUAUUUUCUUGAUUAUAUCAUUCAAAAAAAUAGAAUAUUUCCAGACCUUAUUUUCU
Messenger RNA from Marmota monax (woodchuck), 7567 nucleotides. RefSeq names its product zinc finger protein OZF-like. The record is from RefSeq and is a predicted model, not a curated record. NCBI's taxonomy places the organism in Eukaryota, Metazoa, Chordata, Mammalia, Rodentia, Sciuridae. Gene Ontology annotation, biological process: regulation of DNA-templated transcription.